Molecule: messenger RNA, 2508 nt
Organism: Spinacia oleracea (spinach)
Lineage: Eukaryota; Viridiplantae; Streptophyta; Magnoliopsida; Caryophyllales; Amaranthaceae
Exons: 9
Coding region: 43-2421 (792 amino acids)
Molecular function (GO): hydrolase activity, acting on ester bonds
Source: RefSeq, a predicted model, not a curated record
UUCAAGAUAUACCAACCCUCCAAAAAACAAAAACAAAACUACAUGGCUAUAGAUUUAUGCAAUAGCUUUCGUAUCCUCACCCUUUGUUUCUUAGCAUUGGGUUGGUUAUGCAAUGCAAAAAACCCCGUAAACGGCGGCGGCGGGUUUAAGGGGAUGUUCAUAUUUGGUAGCUCAAUUGUUGACAAUGGAAACAAUAAUAACAUUGUUGCUACAUUAGCCAAGGCCAAUUAUUUACCAUAUGGUAUGGAUUUUGGUACAACAACGGGCAGGUUUUCAAAUGGGAAGAACUUUGCUGAUUUUAUCGGUGAUUAUCUUAAACUUCCUUUAAUCCCCGCCUUCGCCGAUCCUCAAACCAAAGGGGAUGCAAUCCUUCAUGGUGUCAACUUUGGUUCUGGUGGUUCUGGCAUCCUUGAUGAAACUGGCCUCGUUGUGGGGAAAGUGAUCUGUUUAAAUGAUCAAAUUGGAAACUUUGAAGGGGUGACCUUACCAGAAUUAGAAAGUCAACUGAGAUGUCAAAGAACAGAGAUACUCCCUGAUUAUUUGUUUCUAGUUGCUGCUGGAAAUAAUGACUACCUUUUAAAUUACUUUUUACUUGGACAAAUGAUUCAAUCUCCCCAAUCCUUUGCUGCAAAACUCAUGUCUACUUACUCUGCUCAACUCCAGAGAUUAUACAACUUGGGAGCAAGGAAUUUUCUGCUGAUAUCAGUGUAUCCCCUAGGAUGCAGCCCAGCAAUCAGCAAAGGCAAAGGGUGUUUACAAGAUCGAAAUGCCAUUAUUACCAUAUUUUAUGAUCAAUUGAUAUCUAUGGUUAAUCAAAUCAAACCCCUAAUGCCUGGUUCUGAAAUUAUUGUUCUUAAUUCUGCUAAAAUCAUCAUGGAUAUUGUAAACAACCCAAAUUCAGCAGGUUUCACCAAUGUGAGUGACCCUUGUUGUGAAGUUUCAACAAAUGGGUUGUCAUGUAAAGAAAAUGGCAACGUUUGUGACAACAGAGAUAACUAUGUCUAUUUCGAUGGCCAACAUAACACAGAAGCUCUAAGUGCAGCCAUGGCAACAAAGGCUUAUAGUUCUUGUGACCAGUCCGAAGUGUUUCCUGAUAAUCUUCAUGAACUUGCCCGUGCUCAUCAUAUUAGGUAUUAUAAUAUGAAAUUUACGCUAUGUACUACAUCGAAAAUGGAAAAUGAGACUAUAGUACUACAAUAUGGUCAUUUUCACAAAGGUCUCUUUGGUUUCUUUGUUGAAGAUCCUCCAACCCACACGUUCACACCAAAAUUUAAUCUAGCACAAAGAAAAUCAUCAAUCAUCAUGAACAACAACAACUCCAAUUUAGCAAGCUUAGUACUAUUUUUAAUCUUCCCUUUUCUUCUCUUAACUUGUUUACCCCUAUGCAAUAGCGUUUGUAACAAAACAAACUCAAAAACAGCUGAUAUUCAAGGGAUGUUUGUGUUUGGAAGCUCAAUUAUGGAUAAUGGUAAUAACAACUUCCUUAAUACCGCAAUUAAGGCUAAUUACUUGCCUUAUGGUAUUGAUUUACCCUUUGGUAAAAAUGGAUCAAGGUUCACCAAUGGUAAAAAUUUCGCGGAUCGUGUUGGUGAUCUUGUUAAGCUUCCUCUUCUACCUGCAUUUUCGGAUCCUCGAACUAGGGGAGUUGCUAGUUUUCAUGGAGUUAAUCAUGCUUCAGCCGGUUCGGGCAUACUCGAUGUUACCGGCUCAAAUAUGGGAGUGACUAGUCUAAAUCAACAGAUUCAGAACUUUGUGGACGUUACAUUCCCCAAUUUACAAGCACAACGACCGGAAUGUUCAAACAUAGACUUGCUUCACAAUCACUUAUUUCUCUUUUCAAUUGGAUCAAAUGAUUUUUCGACAAAUUUCUUUCAAGGAGGCAGCAGAAAUGUUAGUCUUGAAUUCUUUACCGCAAAUUUGACAUCUUCUCUGGCUAGCCAACUUACGCGAUUGUACAACUUAGGAGCAAGAAAGUUUGCCUUUCUCAACAUAGGACCAUUAGGGUGCACUCCUAUGGCAAGGGCAUCCAUGCCAAACAAGGAAUGCAAUGAGGCUUUGAAUUAUGCAGCAUUUCUUUUCAAUACCCAAUUGGUUCAAAUGCUCGAUGUUAUUAGGGCCCAAAUGCCAGGUUUCCAAUCUGUGGUUGUCAAUUUUUUCCAAAUUGCCCUUGAAUUUAUACGCAACCCUUCCUUUGGAGGUUUUAGUGAUGUGAAAAAUUCAUGUUGUGAAGUUUCAGUCAAAAAUGGUGGGGGUUUAUGCAAAAGAGAUGGUAAUGUGUGUAAUAAUCGAAGCAAGUAUGUAUACUUUGAUGGUUUGCACCCAACUGAGGCACUUUAUGGAAUUGUAGCAACUCGAGCUUAUUCCUCAAACACAACUACUGAAGUUUAUCCCUUCAAUAUUCAAACUUUAGCCCAACUUUAAUUAAGCUUGAUUUUAAUUAUGUGUUGUAAAAUUAAUUAUAACAAUUAUAUAGUUGGGAAAUUAAAUAAACAUGGUUUUUAUAAAAAG